This is a messenger RNA of Macrosteles quadrilineatus (aster leafhopper), 2973 nucleotides long. RefSeq lists its product as uncharacterized. Lineage: Eukaryota; Metazoa; Arthropoda; Insecta; Hemiptera; Cicadellidae. The record is from RefSeq and is a predicted model, not a curated record. Gene Ontology annotation, cellular component: cytoskeleton; axonemal microtubule; ciliary basal body. Bases 41 to 2461 code for a protein of 806 amino acids. The transcript is spliced from 4 exons. Gene Ontology annotation, biological process: microtubule anchoring. Gene Ontology annotation, molecular function: microtubule binding.
AGCAGGCGUCACUAUACCUCGUCCACCGGGGGAUGGCACCAUGACGGUCGUAACCAAGGCGCAAUCCAGCCGAGGGCCGUACCGACUGAAGGUGACGCCCCGGCCUCGGCCAAGCCCCCGGUCAGCUGACUUCGACCGUACACACUACUGGAGGCUCCCCUUCCCCCCAGGCAUCACCGUCGACCAGCUUGCUCAGUUCCGCCGCCGUCACUUCCAAAAACCCACGGACAACUUACGACCGAGCUCCGGAAAAUUUACCUUCUUCAAAACCGAGUACAGGCGUGCCUUCAAAAGCUACUUUACCGACCUAGACAACGCUCUCAGACGAGCAAAGAAGCGGCAGGACUACCUGAGGAUAGAGGGAGACUUCUCCUUUAACCCAGAGUACCGCGAGAAGUACGUAGAUCUUCCUAGACACCGACCGAGGUUCAAGAGACCCGAGGGGCAGUUUCCCAUUCUAGGGGAUGACGACCUCCAAAAGAUAUCGGAGAUACACGCACAGUACAUUCGGUAUUUAGAAUACCGCCGUGCAGAACUUCUACGAAGGCAACCAAAUAUUGUAUUAGAAGGUGAUUUUUUGGGAAGAGUUAGCGAGCAGAGGGACCAGUUUGUCCAGAAAGAGGGGAGAAGACCCGUGCUGCUAAGAAGGCCGACCACUUUGCAUAUGGAAGGAGGGUUUGACAGAUCCACCGAGACUACGGAGUCAUACAUCGUGCGACCUGCUGGAGCUAGAACUGACCCCAUUAGGAGACAAGGGAACCUGAUAGUCCACGAGGGAGAAAUGAGCCUUACUACUGAAAAGUCUUCCCAGUACAAGAAAUACGACGGUGUGUCCAAGCAAGGCCCUCAUAGACCGUCCGGGAACCUAAACAUGGAGGGCGGCCGAGAGUAUUCUCCUGAGUAUAGAGAAAAGUAUAUUGAAUAUCCUAGAGAGCGAUACGUAGCUAAGAGACACGAAGGAAACCUGAAACCUGAAGGAGAAUUUGAGAAAACUUCAGUUUUGAGAUCGGAAUUUCCAGAUUUUCCACGUGAAAGACCCACGGUCAAACGGCAAGAAGCUCACUUGAAACCUGAAGGGGACUUUUCAGAUGAAACGGAAUUGAGAUCCGAAUAUAAAGACUUCCCAAGAGAGAGACAUAUAGCAAGAAGACACGAUGCACACCUUAAACCCGAAGGGGAUUUUGUAGACGAAACCGAGCUCAGAUCGGAAUUCAAGGAUUUUCCGAGAGAAAGACACAUCGCAAAAAGGCACGAUGCGCAUUUAAAACCCGAGGGAGAAUUCCGAGAUUCGACAGAAAUCAGGUCGGAAUUCGUCGAUUUUCCCAGAGAAAGGCCUGUUGUAAAGAGACAAAAAGCUACGUUAAAGCAAGAAGGAGAGUUUGCUAAGGAAACAGAGAUUCGCUCGGAGUUUGUAGAUUUUCCACGUGAACGGCCCGUCGUCAAAAAGCAGGAAGCACAUUUAAAACAAGAAGGUGAAAUGGAAAAGACUUCUGUGCACAGAUCAGAAUUCCCGGACUUUCCACGAGAACGCCCUGUGGUUAAGAGACAAGAAGCUCAUUUAAAACAGGAAGGUAAUCUUGAGACAAAGACUGAGAGUGCUGAGUACACAAAUUUCCCGAGAGGUAGACCAGUUUUGCACAGAACAGACACAAACCUCAAGCCUGAAGGGGAAAUUGAAAAAGUCACUGAAAAAGGCUUGGAAUACAAAGACUUUCCUAGAGACCGUCCUUUACUUCAUAGAACAAACACCAACCUGAAACCAGAAGGUGCGCUACAGAUUUCUACAGAGAACUCACAGUACUUCCAAACUGACACCCAACGACCGACAAUCCAAAGACCGGAGGACGUCCUCAAGAAAUUCGAUGGAAGGAUUGAGUCUGAUCCGGAGUACAGGUCUUCCUACCUCAACCAUCCUCGAGAGAGGCCAGUGGUCAGCCGUCCCAGAGAGCAGCUUGAUAAACCUCAUGGGCAUAUGUCUAAGUCCAGUGAGACCAAGGAGCAGUAUGUGCGACACGACGCCCGACCAGCUCCUUCGAGACGUCCCAUCACCAACCUCAAGAUGGAGGGAGCUCUGGAGGCCGAGCCGGAGUACAAGGCCAACUUCUCGGACCCCAAACAAGCGUUCAAGGUCAUCACUGUCUCCAACCCUGGCAAGACAGUAUCUUUCCCUGGAGAGGACAAGAAGAGGGCUCCGCAGUGUCGUAACCCCGAAGACACCACCAGCGAGACGUCCACUACGACAGAGUCCUCAAUUCACAACCCUCCCUACCGCCUGACUGUGGAGAACUUUGACGACAAUCAAAACAAAUCCUUCGUCGUCCUCAAGGACCCCAACAACAAUACCACAACAGCUGAUCAACUGUUGGGGAACAGGUGGAUGGCGCGAAAUGAGAACGGCCAACCAGCUGACGGAAAAUGGGUGCCAUCUUGGGCAGAAAAUGGAGGGAAGUCUGGCAAAUAAACAUAACCUCAAAUGCAACACCAAAGUAUCUUCCAGAAUGUUGAAGUUUUAAUUGUUAUUUGUUAAAUUUUUUGAUUUUGAUUGUGAAACAUGAAAAGGGCAAUUGAUAAUCUGAUGUGUUUAGAAUAUGUUGCAUUGCAUGAGGACAUUUUGAGUUUUCAAAAAAAUUGAACUGCGCAACAGUGUAACUGUAACUAAAAUGGUGACUUAUAAUGAAAUAGGUAGUGAGUUAUAUGAAACCUAACCUCUUAAACAUCUUUGUUUUACAGGCAAAUCUCUUUCCUUUUCAACACAAUUUACAGCUCAAUGUUUAUAGGUAAGGUAUGGUCUUACUUUUUUUUAUCAAUAGAACAUUUAAGAAGCUGUAAGUGUAAUAAAUUCCAUUUUGUAGCCCCUGAACUGCGUAGUAAGACUAAAUGUAUUACAUAUCUCGUCUUGCAGUUCAAAUAUAGUGUUUGAAGUCCACUACACAUGUUUCGCCAUAUAUGGCAUUCUCAAGUGGUCACAGAAAC